This is a messenger RNA of Naegleria gruberi, 459 nucleotides long. RefSeq lists its product as uncharacterized. The transcript has a single exon. The record is from RefSeq and is a predicted model, not a curated record. The coding region runs from base 1 to 459 and encodes 152 amino acids. NCBI's taxonomy places the organism in Eukaryota, Heterolobosea, Eutetramitea, Acrasida, Naegleriidae.
AUGGGAUUGGGUAUUAUCCAAUUGAUUAUUCAUGAUUGGUCCAAGUUUUCACCUUCCGAAUGGUUUGGCUAUUUACAAUUUAAUAAUUUGGCGACAAGCAAUAAUGAAGAUUUGAAGGAGUAUUGCUUUCUGCAUCAUCAAAAUAGAAAUCCUCACCACUUUGAAUAUUGGAUUACAUGUGAUCGAUCGAAUGGUGCCAUCAAAUCACUGAGAAUGCCAAUAUGUUAUGUUACUGAAAUGGUUGUUGAUUGGAUUGCUGCAAAUAGAGCCUACAAUUCCUCACAAGAAUUAUUGAAUCAAGAGAGACAAAUGGAAUUUCUUAGAAAGAAUAAGAAUAAUAUUCAUCCAGAAACAAGAAAAGAUAUUCGAAAGGAAAUUAUUAGAUUGGGAACUGUUUUUAAACAAUUCAAAAUGGAACAAGAAUUUUCAAACUUUUUAGAAAAUGAAUUUCAACAAUAA